AUGAGCAGGAGGGACGAAGCUCUCUCGGCUGUCGACGAGCUCGUCGGCCUCUUCCGUUCAGGCCUCACUCAAGCUCUCGACGCCGACCACAACCGCACCGCCCCACGCAACCCGCGGCGCUCGUCCGACGCACCUCCACCGCCAGCAGCAGGGCCCUCGUCAACCCCGUUCUCGACCGGCGCCUCGCACCAGAGCUUCCCGCUCGACCCUCAACAGCCGCAACCACCCGGCGAUGGCGACGACGAGCUGCCCGGCUACUCGCGCCGCGCCCCAGUCGACCCUCGCCUCACGGCCGACCUCCCGCCAAAGCGCCGUCACGUCCUCGCGUCAAAGACGGGCAAGCUCCGCCUCGACCUCGACGCACGCGGCAAGGACCACGUCAUCCUCGUCCAGGAGCAGCCCGACAGCGACGUCACCCUCGCCGGCACCCUCACCGUCCACCUGCGCGACCCCGAGGCCAUCACGCACGUCCGCGUGCGCCUCAAGGGCAUGGUGCGCACCCUCGCCCAGAAGGCCCACGCCUCGGGCCGCCACCCCGUGUCGGACGAGGUCGACUUUUUCGAGGACGGCCACGACCUGUGGACCGCCCCGCCGCUCGGCGCCCACAACGAGCGCCUCCUCGCGGGCAACACGACCAACGAGCCCUCAAAGCUCCAGGGCACCUUCUCGUUCCCGUUCUCGGUCACGCUUCCCGGCCGCCUGACGCGCGUCCCGAGGAUGGACCUCCCGCCUGGCCGCGCCAUGCGGCCCCCGCCGUCGUUCGUCCUCGACUCGGCCGUCGCCCAGCUCCCGUCGUCCGGCACCACCUCGAUCCUCACGACGGGCGUCGGCGCGUUCGAGGCGUCGUGCCGGUACUACCUCAAGGUGACGCUCGGCCGCCGAGGCCUCCUCAAGCUCAACGAGCGCUGGGUCGUCCCCGUCGUCUUCGUCCCGAGGCAGGCGCCGCCCGUCUCGCCCUCGCCGCAGCGCGCGCUCGCCCUCGCCCACGGCCGCACCCCGCCCUCGAGCGCGAGCGACCCCGAGGGCUGGACCGACGCGCGCAAGUACGUCGCGAGGGCCGGCAGCUCGGCCGCGAGGAGGGGCGGCUUGUUCAAGAGCGGUGCGAGGGGCGCCUGGGUCGAGGUCGAGGGCAAGGUGCCCAAGCCGCACAAGUUCGUCAAGGGCCAGGGCCAGGCCAUCGAUUUCGAGGUGCAUAUCACGUCCGACGCCAACAGCGGGCGCUUCCCGGCUUCGGCAGUCGCCGUCUCGCUCCUCCAGCGCACCGUCGUGCACGCCCAGAACCUCGUCAACACGCUCGACACGGUCGUCCUGCGCGCUCAGGCCGUGCGUCCGAUCGGCGCGCCAGACGGCCUCCCUGUACGGCUCGACAACGGCGUUCAGGCGUGGAGGGUCACGUACGGUGGCUCGGUCACGCUCACGCAGGGCAUGACGGCCUCGUUUCGCGCGCCCAACCUCCAGGUCCUGUACGAGCUCGCCAUCACGCUCUACCAACCGGGCUCAAAGCCGGGCUCGACGACCCACACCCAGAUCGCCUCGCUCGCCAUCCCCGUCGAGAUCGUGUCGUGCGUGCCCGCCGUCGGCUCGGCGGCGCAGGACGAGCGCCCGCCACCGCCCCACAGUGCGCCAGCUCCCGCUGCCGAAGCAGCCCCGCUGCCCCCGCACGAGCAGCCGCCCUCGUCGGCGUCCACGUUCGCCCCGCCGCCAAACCCUCCUCCACCUCCCGCUCCCUCGCACGCCGCGCCCUCGCUUCCUCCCCGCCAGCCCUCGUCCUUCGCCCAGCAGCCCGGCCACUCGGCUCCUCCUCCUCGGCCCCCUCAGCAGCAGCAGCAGCAGGCCGCCGCAGCCGCCGACGAGGAGCGCCGCCUCGAGGACGAGUUUGGGCUCCCGCCGAGCUACUUUGACGUCGUCGCCGAGGAGGCGAGACGCUGA
This is a messenger RNA of Rhodotorula graminis WP1, 1929 nucleotides long. RefSeq lists its product as uncharacterized. Gene Ontology annotation, cellular component: cytoplasm. The coding region runs from base 1 to 1929 and encodes 642 amino acids. The record is from RefSeq and is a predicted model, not a curated record. NCBI's taxonomy places the organism in Eukaryota, Fungi, Basidiomycota, Microbotryomycetes, Sporidiobolales, Sporidiobolaceae. The transcript is spliced from 6 exons. Gene Ontology annotation, biological process: protein transport.